Molecule: messenger RNA, 807 nt
Organism: Anolis carolinensis (green anole)
Lineage: Eukaryota; Metazoa; Chordata; Lepidosauria; Squamata; Anolidae
Gene: znf593
Product: zinc finger protein 593
Exons: 3
Coding region: 34-426 (130 amino acids)
Molecular function (GO): nucleic acid binding; zinc ion binding
Source: RefSeq, a predicted model, not a curated record
GAAGCGGAAGUGGCUUCCCUUUCGAGUUAGAAAAUGGCGCCGAAGAGCUGCCGCCGGACGGGCGCCCACAAGGCCCACUCCUUGGCCCGGCAGUGGAAGACGAAGCGUCGACGCCGGGACCUGGACCAGAUCCACGGGGACAUGCACCCGGAGAAAGCGGCGAAGCUGCUCCGCCAAGAACCGGACCCGGACCUGCCCGGCAGCGCCCAGCACUACUGCCUCCACUGCGCCCGAUAUUUUGUCGAUCUCAAAAGCAUGAAGGACCACUUCAGGUCUAAGGUUCACAAAAAGAGGUUGAAAGAGCUGAGCGAGGAGCCGUACACCCAGGAGGAAGCGGAGAGAGCGGCCGGGAUGGGGUCCUACGUUCCCCCCAAGAAGGUCGAAGUCCAUACGCAGCCCCUUGAAGAAAUGGAGGAAUCUGCUUGAAGAGGAGCCAGACCAUAAAAUCUCUUGGCCCAAUUGGACAUGGACGGUGUCUCUUCAAACACCACUAUUUCAUUAUACUAAGGACUGAGGCAUAAAAGCCAGCAGAUGGGAUUUUUUUUUGGCAGAGAUCAGAAAUUUGGAAUUUUUUUACUGUAGAAAAGCUACUCUCCUCUUUUGCAUCAACCAGAGUUCAGUGGGAGGUCAGGGGAGAGAAGAGCAGGCUCCCCACUGUCCUAUUAACCUGCUUAUAUAACGAAUGUCUGCUCUUAACAAUGAUUCCUAUUUAUCAGCCCUGGCUGUGGAUUUUCAAGCGGUUUUGUUUGUAAUGCAGCCUCUUCCAUCUCAUGAGCGAGUCCUCUUUAUAAAUGAACCUGGAUACCC